Molecule: messenger RNA, 297 nt
Organism: Prorocentrum cordatum
Lineage: Eukaryota; Dinophyceae; Prorocentrales; Prorocentraceae
Source: the annotation of a GenBank genome assembly
GCCAGCGGCGUCUGCGGCGGCGGGGGCGCAUGCCGCGGCACCGGGGUGACGAGCCUGGCGGACGUCUACAUACCGAUGCCGUUCCCUGUGCUGGACGACGCCACGCUGCAGCUGGAGAGACUGGUGGAGGACACGCACCGGGCGCUGCUGCGGGACGGGCUAAUCGGGCGCGCGGACGGGCCCGCGGGCGACCCUGGGGGAGCCCUGGCCCUCCCAUCGCUGGACGCGGUGGACCGCGCCCUGGAGGAGUUGCAGAGCGGCCUCCGCGAGAUCGACGACGCGCUCGCAGGGAACUGA